AUGGAGAAAUUCAGUCAAUACCGCGAUCGGGCCACCGGCAUCGCGCCCUUCCUCCCCGUCACGACGACCCUCUCCGCCGUGAGCGCCGCCUACCACGCCCUCGUCUUUGCGCUGCGCGUGCCCUUUUUCGUCGCCUUUGCCGUCGGCUACUUUGCCCUCUUCCACCACCUGCCGCUGCCCGUCAUCGCGCGCAAGGUCGCCCUGUGGUGCCUGCUCGGCAUCCCGGGCAUCUGGUGGGUGGACCUGCAGCUCGACGGCGUCAAGCGCGGCACCCUCGCCGACCAGCCUCGCCACCGCUUCCCGCACGGCGGCACCGUCAUCGCCGCCAACUUUACGAGCCCCAUCGACGUCGUCUACCUCGCCGCCAUCUUCGACCCCAUCUUCACCGUCGCCUACCCGGGCACCCGCAGGGUCCGCCGCGUCGGCCUCUUCGCCGCCGUCCUCGCCGCCCUCGCGCCCCCGCCCUCGGCCGCCGACCGUCCCCGCGACAGCGAGCUCGUGUCGCUGCGUCAGCUCCUCGAGCAGUACCCCGACCGCCCCAUCGCCGUCUUCCCCGAGUGCACAACGACCAACGGCAAAGCCAUCCUGCCGCUGAGCCCGAGCCUGCUCGAGUGCCCGGCCGACGUGCAGAUCUUCCCCGUCAGCCUGCGGUACACCCCGGCGGAUGUCACCACGCCCGUGCCCGGCCGCUGGGUGUCGUUUCUGUGGAACCUGCUGUCGCGGCCGACGACGUGCAUCCGCGUGCGCAUCGCCGAGGGUCAGUCCAACACGUCGGCGGCGAGCACCAACGGCGCGUCCACGAAUGGCCAAGUACGCUCGCGUGGCGUCGAUGCGGGCGAUGUGAGUGCAGAUGAGCAGCGUGUGCUGGAUGCCAUUGCCGAGGCGCUGGCACGUCUUGGUAGAGUCAAGCGUGUGGGGCUCACAGUGGAGGACAAGUCGGCGUUUGUCAAGGCGCUCCAUCGCAAGAGAUCGUGA
Messenger RNA from Akanthomyces muscarius, 975 nucleotides. RefSeq lists its product as uncharacterized. Bases 1 to 975 code for a protein of 324 amino acids. The transcript has 2 exons. Gene Ontology annotation, molecular function: acyltransferase activity. The record is from RefSeq and is a predicted model, not a curated record. Lineage: Eukaryota; Fungi; Ascomycota; Sordariomycetes; Hypocreales; Cordycipitaceae.